CACACACAGACCAGGCCUCUAACCACUCCCUGGGAGCCUGCGUGCCAGCAGCCUGGAACUCAGAGCCUCUCCUGGAGCCUGCACAAUCCAUCCAGACUGAAGCCGAUGUCUUCUAGAGAGACGGAAGUGCAAUCCAGCCAGGGCGCAGCAGAAUUUUGAGAGGCCCGAAUGCCUCCGCGUCCACCAGGGGACCGCUGGGACUAAUUCUCUUGGCAAACUUGUGGCCAGCCAAAACUGCCAUGCUUCACAUCCCUGUUAUCCUUGGUUACCGUCCAAGAUUGGCUUACAGAAGAGAUGAAAUGUGGUCUGAGGGACGAUAUGACUAUGAAAGACCUCCAAGAGAAAGAGUACCUCCUCGAAGUCACCCCAGUGAUGGCUACCAUAGAGUAGUUAAUAUUGUGCCAAAGAAACCACCACUGCUAGACAGACCUGGUGAAGGAAGCUACAGUAGAUAUUACAGUCAUGUUGAUUACCGAGAAUAUGACGAGGGCCGCAGUUUUUCUCAUGAUCGAAGAAGUGGUCCACCUCACAGAGGAGAUGAAUCUGGCUAUAGGUGGACAAGAGAUGAUCAUUCUGCAAGCCGACAGCCUGAAUACAGGGACAUGAGAGACGGCUUUAGAAGAAAAAGUUUCUACUCUUCCCAUUAUGUGAGAGACCGGUCUCCUCAUAAAAGAGACACUCCUUUUUUCAGAGAAUCACCUGCAGGCCGAAAGGAUUCUCCACACAGCAGAUCUGGCUCCAGUGUCAGCAGUAGAAGUUACUCCCCAGAAAGAAGCAAAACUUACUCUUUCCAUCAGUCUCAACAUAGAAAGUCCGUGCGUGCUGGUGCCUCCUACAAACGGCAGAAUGAAGGAAAGCCAGAAAGAGGUAAAGAAAGACCUGUUCAGUCUUUGAAAACAUCAAGAGACACUUCACCCUCAAGUUCUUCAGCAGUUCCUUCAUCAAAGGUGUUAGACAAACCCAGUAGGCUAACGGAAAAGGAACUUGCUGAGGCUGCAAGCAAGUGGGCCGCUGAAAAGCUAGAGAAGGCAGAUGAAAGUAACUUACCUGAAAUUUCUGAGUAUGAGGCGGGAUCCACGGCACCAUUGUUCAUUGACCAGCCAGAAGAACCUGAGCCAAAUGCAACAGAUGGCAUAGAAUUAUUCGAAGACAGUCAGCUAACCAGUCGCUCUAAAGCAAUAGCUUCAAAAACCAAAGAGAUUGAACAGGUUUACCGACAAGACUGUGAAACUUUUGGGAUGGUUGUGAAAAUGCUGAUUGAAAAAGAUCCUUCAUUAGAAAAGUCUAUACAGUUUGCAUUGAGACAGAAUUUACAUGAAAUAGGUGAGCGGUGUGUUGAAGAACUCAAGCAUUUUAUUGCAGAGUAUGAUACCUCUAGUCAAGAUUUUGGAGAGCCUUUUUAGAUUACUUGCUCAGGCAAAAAAAAAAAAGUUUCUAGAUUUUUUUCCCCCUGGAUUGUGUAAAUCCUUAAUAUAUGGAAUUUUUGUGAUGAAGAGAAAUACUUUAUGAUAGUGACCAUAUUUCCAGUAUCAAAUAAACAUCUAAAAUAGUCGAAGAUAUUUUAAUUCGAAUUUUUUUAAUCUACAUGUAGAGCUUCCUAAUCCAUACUUAUCUUUUUUUCCCUCCUAAAAUGAUGGUCAGUUAAUUUUUUAAGCUUUCUUGAAAAUGCAGUCCUGGAGAGCAGCUUUCUGUACUUACUCAUGUCCUGUAGUCUUCCUUAGUAUGCGAUCAUUUGUUUGGUCAGACUAAUGUACUGUAUAGGUUAGAGAUCAUUCCACUUAAACAUUUAUAGUCUUUUUGCAUUUCAUAGUCAGUGAUACCAUGUGAAGAUGUUAGAAUCCUGAGGUGAUUUUUAUUGACUUGUUGCUUGCUUAUCUUAGGCUUUGUAACUUUUAAUAUGUUUAAGUAUAUUACCCAAAUAAAUUGAAUACUUUGUUAUCUUAGAGAAUAUUUGCUUUGAGGAUAACUCUCAUUGUGAUAAAACAGAGCACUUAAAUCUCUAAAAUAAUAAAAUCCUGUUUUCCAAGUAAAUGAACUGUCUUCUAUUAAAAUGGUCCUGAAACUCCUGA
This is a messenger RNA of Balaenoptera musculus (blue whale), 2069 nucleotides long. It is a transcript of the gene PPHLN1, whose product is annotated as periphilin 1. The record is from RefSeq and is a predicted model, not a curated record. Gene Ontology annotation, biological process: protein localization to heterochromatin; negative regulation of DNA-templated transcription; negative regulation of gene expression, epigenetic. The coding region runs from base 240 to 1403 and encodes 387 amino acids. The transcript is spliced from 10 exons. Lineage: Eukaryota; Metazoa; Chordata; Mammalia; Artiodactyla; Balaenopteridae. Gene Ontology annotation, cellular component: nucleoplasm.